AUGGCUAUCCGAGAUGUCCAUUUCAACAUGAAUGAAUUGGCCAAGCGUGCGGCCGAGUCCGUUGGCUCGACGCUCACCGAAUGCGCCCGGGUCGAAGAGUUCCCCGACGGGAUGUUCAACAAGGCGUUUCUGUUCACCAUGCAAGAUGAUACGCAAGUGGUGGAGAAGAUUCCCACCCCUAGCGCGGGGCGGGCUCAUUAUACCACCGCCAGUGAAGUGGCCACCAUGGAUUUUGUCCGAAAUCAUCUAGGGACCCCGGUACCCAGAGUGCUAGAUUGGAGCUCCAAAGCAAACAAGAAUCCCAUGGUUACAGGCGUCCAACUUAAGAAGAUCUGGCCCAGUUUAGACAUCAGGGAGAGAUUGGAAGUCGCAAAGUCAAUCUCCAAGUAUCAAAGGGCCUGGAUGUCCACAUCAUUCGUCCAAUAUGGAAGUUUAUACUACUCGUCCGAUCUGGAUUCUCCCGAUACAUGCGUGCCCACGAAAGAGAAUGGAUCUCAAAGCACAGGGCAUCGCUUUGCUGUCGGCCCAUCAACAGGUCGAGAGUUUCUGGAUGAUGGACGGGCCGCAUUGGAAUUCGAUCGAGGCCCAUGGAACAGUGUGGAACAAUACAAGUUAGCAGUUAGACAUCGCGAGAUCGCCUGUGUACAGAACAUGACUCAGCUACCCCAUUCGCCUCUGGCCCUCGAUGGUCCCGGCACAUAUCGCCCUUCUCGUACGAAAAAGAUUGCCGCUCUCCGUAACUACCUGCGUAUAUCGUCUGCUUUCUUGUGGCAUCCCGACCUCCACAAUGAGAAUAUCUUUGUACGCCCUGAACGGCCAUCAGAGGUAACGGCGAUUAUCGAUUGGCAGUCAAGUGAGAUCCUGCCACUGUUCGAUCAUGCCCGUCAGCCGUACUUUCUUGAUUAUGAUGGUCUGUCUGUGACCGGCUUGGAUCCGCCCACAUUCCCGGAAAAUUUUGAUCAACUUGAACCAGAAAAGCAAGCGGCAGCCAGAAACGAACGACUAUUCCGAGCCAUGGAAUUCCGCCAGACCCCUAGUUUCGAGAUGAUGUUGGCUCAGAUUAUGCUUGCUGCUGGCAACCCACCGCUCCCGUUACAGUUUACCGCAGGCGAGGCUCGUUCGAUUGAGGAAGAUGUCGCUGGCGCAUUCUGUCCUCUUCGGAGAGGGCGAGUGGACACACGAUCUCAGCCUUGGCUUGGUUCAGAAGCGUUUUCACCUGAUCAUAUUGGCCAGGUGAGACUACCCCUUUCUCAGGCCACAACUCACCCAUCGAUUCUCGCAAACUCCGCAUUAACUGUAUGGGUUGCUAGUUGUAUUCCUCUCUUAGUAGGAGCGAGCUAA
This is a messenger RNA of Aspergillus brunneoviolaceus CBS 621.78, 1341 nucleotides long. RefSeq lists its product as uncharacterized. The record is from RefSeq and is a predicted model, not a curated record. The transcript has 7 exons. Bases 1 to 1341 code for a protein of 446 amino acids. Gene Ontology annotation, cellular component: mitochondrion. NCBI's taxonomy places the organism in Eukaryota, Fungi, Ascomycota, Eurotiomycetes, Eurotiales, Aspergillaceae.